AUGGCUGAUGACCGGCCGCUUCAAUCACGUCUUGGACUGACGCCUCACAUAGUCUUGGAGCGCAAUGGAUCGUUUGUAUCAGUGCCAUUCGGCGAGAAUAACAUGGACACCAUCCUCAGGCGUUUUCACGCUUUGAAGCUGCGCCAGAACGCGCACUCGAGCGCAUACAUGCUCCCACCGGAACUGCUCUUCCUCAUCUUCGAGGACCUCGCAGCCAUCGCGCCACUACAGCCCAAGGCUAACGAUAACUUGUGGAACAAGAUCGGCUUCACCGUAGUCGCGCAGAUAUCGCAAAGAUGGAGAUCCGCUGCCCUCGCACACAAAGCAUUGUGGGCGUCUAUCGAACUCGGUUCGAUGCCUGCGCGCUUCCUCAACAUGAUGGUCAUCCGCGCGGGCGAUCACCCUCUCACGGUCACCUGCACCUCUAAUCGCUUUCCCGGGCCCCAGCUCAUCCCUCGUGCGAGGAAGCUUGAUAUGCAUGGGUUUGACAGCGUCGUGUCACUGCUGCAGAAGUUCUCGACUUUGCCCGCGCUGCCUCUUUUGGAGACUGUCAGACUGGUUCCGACAGGCAGGAAUGUCUACAACGGGCCGGGGUUCUCCUCGAACUUCGUCGAGCACACACUUCCGAACUUGCGAAGCCUUGAGAUGAAGUUCAUACGCUUUCCGUGGGGCGCCGUUGCUCCUCACCUGCGUCGACUCGAGCUCGUGCAGACGCGCGUCGUCCGACUGGACUUCAUCUUAAAGGGCAUAGCUGCUCUACUCAACCUCGAGGUUCUCAUCCUCGACGACAUGGACAUCUCAGCACCGCCCGACGACUUUCGCUCGAUCCACUGCCCACAGCUACGCCACUUCGUUAUCAAAGGCCCGCCCAACGAGUGCACCAUCUUCUGGUGCUCCAUCGAGACGCAUCCGCUCGCUUUCGUACACAUCGACGCCAGCAGAGCAUGCGAAGCGCCCGUGUACCCUGAUACGGGCGAUCUAGCGGAUAUGGCACGAGAAGCGGGAGACCAGUUCGAGCUGUACGAAGAGAGACCGGCUUUCUCUCGUCUUCGUAUGUCGAUGGUCAAGACGAAGCCGAAGUGCCAGAUUGAGAUUGACGAUGAGGAGAGGCCGGCUGGUCUGUAUGGGGACUCCGAAACGCCUUCGCAGCGCUAUCCUCAUCCAAAUGCUGGAUUGAGAGUGAUCUUGCCUGUCCCCCAUCGCAUCAACGAAACCAUGUUCUCGGACUUCGCAGAUCGCGGGUUUGAUACUAUGUGUCGGUUCCUCACCGCGAUUCCUGCAGCGAGCAAGUGGCGCGUUCUGGAGAUGCAAGGGGCCAUGGGCUGGGACGGGAAUAACCUAUCGAGUCUCUUAACCCACCUCUCUGGCAUCCAGAGCCUGAGGUUCGACAACUGUACGGAACAUCUAGCGACGGCGGAAUUCUGCAGAUGA
Molecule: messenger RNA, 1431 nt
Organism: Peniophora sp. CBMAI 1063
Lineage: Eukaryota; Fungi; Basidiomycota; Agaricomycetes; Russulales; Peniophoraceae
Source: the annotation of a GenBank genome assembly